AUGACUCUUCAUUUCAAUCUGAAUCUGAAGCAAAUGGGCAACAUGAUCUAUGAAGAUUCAAGGAUGGCCGAAGUAGAAGAAAACAUUGUUGAAGGAGUUUCAAGAUCAAUGUUAGAAACUGAAACAUUCUCUGAUGAUGAUUUAUCAUCUUGUUCAUUAUCUUCCAUGUCUUUUUCAUCUGAUUUAACAGAUGAUGAAGAUUCUUCUUCUUCUUCUUCUUCAAAUGGACCUCUUGAAGAUCUCUCUGACCUCAUGUCACACCUCCCAAUCAAGAGAGGAUUGUCAAAGUUUUAUGAAGGAAAAUCUCAAUCAUUCACAUCACUGGCAAAUGUUAAAAGCCUUGAAGAUCUUAUGAAGAGAGGUUAUCAUAAGAAUAUAAAUUAUGGAGCAAAAAGAAAGGCAAGGAGCACUGGAGGAAUAAUAGAUCAAAGCUACAAAAGGCUUUAUAACCCUAAAGCUACAAUCUCCAAGAAAGCCACAAGAACACCUUAUUCUGUCCUCUCUUGUCUAGCCAGAAGAAGACUUUAGAGAGCAGAGAAACAUUAGUCUUUCAAAAAAAACUACUUUAGAUCUCAGAGAAACAUUAGUCUUUCAAAAGUUUUUUAAUAAAUCAAAAUCAGUUUCACAGUAACACAAUGCAUCCCAAAAAAACAUCACCUUAGCUGUGUUAAAAAGUUCAAACUAGACUUGUUUAUACAAUUUUUGGCAUUUUUUGUUGUGUAGUUGUAGUACUUAACAAAGCUAUAGUGAUUCCUAGAAUUGGUGGAAGCACCUUCCUUAAGUAGAAACCUUGACAAGCAAGAUUUCAUCAUCAGCUGACAAUUCAUCAAACAAUAUGCAUAUGCUCAGGCUGAAUAAAAACUUGAAAGAUAAAACCACCAGAGCGCAGUAAAAUCUGUUGUCUGAUACUUAUAACCACCAUCACUCUCUGGUUUAGCUUCUGCCUUCAAGAAAAAUAAACUUGAGAACCAUUAUCUCCUUCAACCAACUUUUUACUCCUCAACUCUGCAAUAACUUGAGAGAUAUAAGGAUUGUAAAAGCCUUCUCCCGUUCAAUGGCAAUCUUAUGUUUUAAGUUAUAUAAUAGUGCA
Eruca vesicaria subsp. sativa (arugula) is the source of this 1090-nucleotide messenger RNA. The record is from the annotation of a GenBank genome assembly. NCBI's taxonomy places the organism in Eukaryota, Viridiplantae, Streptophyta, Magnoliopsida, Brassicales, Brassicaceae.